This is a messenger RNA of Acinonyx jubatus (cheetah), 3599 nucleotides long. RefSeq names its product cyclin Y like 1 (gene CCNYL1). Gene Ontology annotation, cellular component: plasma membrane. The transcript has 10 exons. Gene Ontology annotation, biological process: regulation of canonical Wnt signaling pathway; regulation of cyclin-dependent protein serine/threonine kinase activity. The record is from RefSeq and is a predicted model, not a curated record. The coding region runs from base 368 to 1459 and encodes 363 amino acids. Lineage: Eukaryota; Metazoa; Chordata; Mammalia; Carnivora; Felidae. Gene Ontology annotation, molecular function: cyclin-dependent protein serine/threonine kinase activator activity; protein kinase binding.
GGCGGAAGGAGGAGGAGCUCCGACCGCGCUCUCUGCCGGCAGUGGCUGCGCCUCUCAGCGCUCGUCGGGUCCCCACCCCUUUUAAAUAAGCCGGGCUGGUCGCCGCCCUCACAGACUAGUUGGCUCGGGGGAGGCGGCGGCGGCGGCGGCGGCGCGGCGGCGGGGGUGCGGCCGGGGCCGGAGCCCUGCCCGGGGCCCGGCGGCGGGGCGUACCGGCGGGCAGCGGGCGAGGCCGCGCCUGCAUGCGCGGCACAGCCCCGGCGUAGCCCGGGGCUGCCGGUGCCGACCGCGCCAUUGUUGGGGGAGGGGGCAGCUGCUGAGCGCGGCGGAGUCGGGGGCGAGCGCAGGCGAGGAGUGGAGGCGCCCCAUGGGGAACACGCUGACCUGUUGCGUGUCCCCCAAUGCCAGCCCCAAGGUGGGCCGGCGCACGGGGCCGGUGGAGGCAAACUACGAGUCUGAGAUCUACGAGGCGGCGGCCGGGGACGCGGUGGCAGUAGCCCCGGCGCCUGCUGCCGUGGAGCCCGCCGAGUUGGAUUUCGGAGCCGGCGAGGGCCACCACCUGCAGCACAUCAGCGACCGGGAGAUGCCCGAAGACUUAGCUUUGGAAUCAAACCCUUCUGACCAUCCAAGGGCAAGCACAAUUUUCCUGAGCAAAUCUCAAACGGAUGUGCGAGAAAAGAGGAAGAGCAACCAUUUAAACCAUGUAUCUCCAGGGCAGCUUACUAAAAAGUAUAGCUCAUGCUCAACAAUAUUUCUAGAUGACAGCACAGUCAGCCAGCCUAAUCUUAGAACCACAAUAAAAUGUGUGACCUUAGCAAUAUACUACCACAUAAAGAACAGAGAUGCAAAUAGAUCCUUGGAUAUUUUUGAUGAGAGAUCACAUCCACUCACACGAGAAAAAGUUCCAGAGGAGUACUUUAAGCAUGAUCCUGAACACAAAUUUAUUUACAGAUUUGUUCGUACUCUUUUCAGUGCUGCACAGCUAACAGCCGAAUGUGCAAUAGUAACUUUGGUUUACUUAGAAAGGCUUUUAACUUAUGCUGAGAUCGACAUUUGUCCCACUAACUGGAAAAGAAUUGUUUUGGGAGCCAUUCUUCUUGCCUCCAAGGUUUGGGACGAUCAGGCUGUAUGGAAUGUGGACUACUGCCAGAUCCUCAAGGACAUUACAGUUGAGGACAUGAAUGAGAUGGAAAGGCAUUUUUUGGAGCUACUUCAGUUUAAUAUCAAUGUUCCCGCCAGUGUUUAUGCCAAAUACUACUUUGACCUUCGCUCCUUAGCAGAUGACAACAACUUGAAUUUUCUGUUUGCUCCUCUUAGCAAAGAAAGAGCACAGAACCUAGAGGCCAUUUCCAGAUUGUGUGAAGACAAAUACAAAGACUUGUGCAGAGCUGCUAUGAGAAGGUCUUUCAGCGCUGAUAAUUUCAUUGGUAUUCAGCGCUCUAAUGCCAUCCUCUCUUAAGGGAGGAAGGAGGGGUUGUAACAUCACGAACCCCUCACCUACAAGGACUGGAGAAAUACCACCUCUCCUGCUCAAAAACCAGCAAAGUUAGUAUUUUCAUCUAAAAGAAGGUCAAGAGACUCGUGGACCGCAAGGAUUAUGCUCAUAGGAAAGAAUGGAACUUGUCAAUGCAACACACUCGUUUGUCCUUUUUAAUGUAAACAGAGUUACAAAAACCACUCCAAAGCAAAAGCUCCAACCCACACACAGAUAUUUGCUUACUAUGUAGGCUUAUAGCUGUGAGCUAAGUGAGGUUUUAAAAUUUUUAGACACGACACUAACUACAUAACUUUUAUGUUUUUCUAUUUUUCUUGCCCCUCCCUCACACUGCUGCAUAUUUCUUUAGAAUCAAUGCAGUAUUACCAUUAAAACAUGGGACUCCUAACAACUCAUAAAGCCACUUAGGAACAGACUGUAGCGUUGUGAGGUAUUGAAGGGUUCUUCCUCCCUACUUUACCAUUGAAGCUGCUGGUCGUUAUUGGCAAUCAGUUUAAACCAAAAAACUGCCGAAUAACACCUGUCGUUCAAAUUCUUUGCAAGCACUACUUAUUAGCAUUAUUAGUAUGUUUGGGAUCAUAAACAAGAGAAAGUACGUUAUCGAUUAUCUACUUCUAUUGGGUCCAUGCUGCAUUUCUUGUGAACUAUAAUGGUGCUUCUCAUUUUCUGACGAUUUUCCUCUUUGUUAAAUGCGUGUAUUAAAAUAUAUUUUCAUAAUUCCAACCAACAUGGUGGUCCAGUGGUAACAAGCAGGUAGUGAAAUAGAAGGUGUCCUGAAAAUCUUAUUGCAACUUUCAGCUUAAAUAUGGUGUGCUUGGGCCCUCCAGGGCCCUGCUGAAGUAUAAAUGCCACAGACUUACAAAAUAUCACUUGAAAGUUUAAUUACAUUUCUAGUAAACUUCUGUAGUUUUGUAAAUUUUAAAUAUUAAGCUUUUAAUUUUAAUUUUUUGUUUCAGCCCCUCUUGAAGAUGGCAAACAUUGGCUGAAGCAAAAAAUUAAAAUUAGAAGUUUAAUAUUUAAAAUUUAGGGGCACCUGGGUGGCGCAGUCGGUUAAGCGUCCGACUUCAGCCAGGUCACGGUCUCGCGGUCCGGGAGUUCGAGCCCCGCGUCGGGCUCUGGGCUGCUGGCUCAGAGCCUGGAGCCUGUUUCCGAUUCUGUGUCUCCCUCUCUCUCUGCCCCUCCCCCGUUCAUGCUCUGUCUCUCUCUGUCCCAAAAAUAAAUAAACGUUGAAAAAAAAAUUUAUAAAAUUUACAAAACUAGUUAAGUUUACAAGAAAUACCUAAACUUUUAAAUGGUGUUUUGUCAGUUUGUAGCAUUUAUACUUCCACAGGUAUCAAAGCUUAAAGUUGCACUAAGACUUUAAAGAUACCUUGUACCUUCAUAGACAUGCCCUCCCCUUUGAAAGUAGUCCUUUGCAGGGCUGUGCCGUUUACCUGCUUUGAUCACCUGAGUUUCUUUUUUCUAGAUUUGGUAAGGAUUAUGAAGAGCAAUGGUAAUUCACAUGUAAUAAACUGAAAGGAAUUGGACUCUAAUAGUAGUGAUAUGUAAGUAGGGGAUAGGAAACCGCUUUUCUAUCCUAUGUGUUAACCUGGCUGGAGAUGUCUCGUUUCAAGUCCUGCUAUUUAAGAGGAACCCUCACCUCAGGCUUUAAAGGGCAGGGAGUUAAGAAAUCAAUCUUCUAGGACAUUGGUAAUGAUGUCACCUAAACUUGAAAUGUUAAAAAAAAAAAGAAAGAAAAAAAAGAUUUGUGUUCUUAACCACGUGAGAUCUUUCUCCUACCUUCUCAAAUGUAAUCCUAGGAAUUUUGCCUGUAAACACAGCAUUUCUGGGCCAGGAAUACUUUCUCUCAGUAUAGCAAGGCUUCAUAUUCUAUUGAGUGCUGCAGGUUCCAUCAUUUUUAAAGGACAGAGACAUAAGUGAUAAAUAACAGUAUAUAAAAUAUUACAAUCUACCACCUCAAAAAAAUGUUUUGUGGAGUUCGGAGCUUGGAGAUUCAAGUAUUGAUUACAGUCUUAUUUUGAAAAGAAUGCUACAACGUAUGUGGUUUUUCUUCCUCAUGUUUAUAUUAAAAGAAAAGCUAAUAAACUCUAUUUUAAUUAAAAUA